AUGUCCGACGUUGGUCCCCCAACCGACCACAAUCAGACCUCUACCCCCGAAGAGACGCUCAAGUUACUCAACGAUCUUGACGCACUGACACAGAUUCCAGAAGGGGAGUUCACCAAGGAAAUUCCCCCACCGCUGAUAGGGGAGUUUACGAAGCCAGCGAGUAAGUCGACCCCGACGCAAGAUGGGCAGCCUGGACCUUCGUCGUUACCGGCCGGCUCAGGAAACCAGGUUGAUGACGACGACGAUGACGAGGGGGAGGAGGAGGAGGAGGAGGAGGAGGAGGAGGAGGAGGAGGAGGAGGAGGAGGAGGAGGAGGAGGAGGAGGAGGAGGAGGAGGAGGAGGAGAGUGACGACGAAUACGACGAGCGUCCUCCGCAUAGCACGAAUCCGCGCACCUUGGAAGAACGCAUCCGGCGGGAACUUGAAUACAUAUAUAACUUGCUCGAACAAGACGAGGAGGACGACGAGCAGAACAUGGCGGUGCCACGCGAACAGUGGAGAGCGGCAGACUUCGUCGAGGACGACAUGGUUUACGCAUGCAUCGACGGGCUGGUCAUAGACGCCCUACGCCACCUACAAACCUUGGAGAAGAAUAGCACGCUGAGGCUAAAUUGUGCCGACCGGCGUCGCGGCACCAUCGGCGAUACCUACACCGCCGAACAGCUCCGCCAGAUCAUGAUGAAGGUGCUGCCGACAUGGGCGGCGUCGGCGUGGAACCCGUGGGCAACCGCUCCUUCGCAGACGCUGUGGCCAUUUUUGCUCACCAAGGCGCUCAUGCUACUCUCCCACCACACUCUCCUGCGAGGCGCCAGCAUCCGCGAGAUCACGCUCCCCGACAUCUUCUUGUACCGACUGGCUAGCACCUCGUCGGUGAACCCGGAGAACCAGCCGGUCGUCAUGGUGAUCGCCGCGCGGAACUCGAAGACUUCUAAGGAUGCCCGUCUUCAGCAGAGCUACGCGGCGCGACACCAGGAAGCGGAGUUGUGCACCGUCGGCGAGACCGGCCUGUGGUUGCACUUCAUCCUCGACCAGGUCGGUCAGUUCAACGGCGUCGACUUCCUCCCGCCGCUUGACACCACCGAACGCGGGCGUUGGUACAAGAAGCACCUCUUCUUCGCCCGCAACGACAAGGAGCAAAAAGAGCUCUCCGCCGCCAGCCACGAACGUUGGACACGGCAAAUGUGGACGACCAACAAGGUGUUCUGCAAGCGGAAUGUGCACACCGCUCGUGCCGGAGGUGCGCAAGAGCUAGCCAUUGAAGGGACGCCUAGAGCCGAGAUCGCCGAGAUGGGUCACUGGGCACUCGACAAGAUGACGCGUGCUUACAUCACAGCCAUUCCCAUUUGGGUGGUGAUGAAGAAGGCCGGCUACUCAGGUUGCAAACAAGACUACUUCUUGGGUCGCAGCAGGGUCGAGCCCUCCGACAAACUCUUGGACAUCAUCGCCGAGCACAUCUUCCCCGGCGUGGAUGCUCUGCUGCGCGAUGAAAUCUCCGUCCGCUUGGACACCGAAUACCAUAACAUGUCCCUCAAGGAGACGCUAAAGUACGAGAGGGAGCGCUCUGUGGUCGAGAAGAUUGACCUUCAGGAGGAGAUCGAGAAGCGCAACGAUACCAUCGCGACGCUGACCGCCGAGAUAACCCGUCUCACCGAGGCACUCCGUGUGUCAGACGCACGGAGGAUGCCGGCGGCGCCGCCGUCGGGGAAUGAGCAAGCGCCGAGCGAGAGUGGCUUCGCGGAUUCGGCCAGUACGGGGGCCGGAGCCAAAAAACGGGAUGAGAAACCCCCGAAACCCCCACAGAUGCUCGACGAGGCUCGUUACGAGCUCAACGUGGUGCAACCUUGGCGGGAGGCAAAGACCGUGAGGGACGCUUGGUGCCUCUAG
Messenger RNA from Closterium sp. Naga37s-1, 1884 nucleotides. Lineage: Eukaryota; Viridiplantae; Streptophyta; Zygnematophyceae; Desmidiales; Closteriaceae. The record is from the annotation of a GenBank genome assembly.